AUGAACCACAGCGACAUUGAAGGGGACGACUCCUUUGACAAAUCGCCUCACGUCGAGACGGACAGUGGUGUCGAGGCUACCCUGCGGCCAUUGGCGCUGGACGACGCCGCCAUGACGGCAAAACUCCUCAAGCCAAUCCCAGACUACCCAGUAUUGGGCGAAUCCGUAAACCGCUGGUCCAUCGCAAACUGGAACCACUUGAACCAGGACAAAUUGCAUGGCCCCCGCUUUACCUGCGCUGGCAUUGAGUGGAACGUACUCCUUUUCCCCCGGGGAACGCAGAACUCCGGCGUGGUACUGAUCUACUUGGAACCAGUGCCUCCCGCCGACCUGGACGACGACUGGUACGUGUGUGCCCAGUUUGCUCUUGCCCUUGCUAACCCCCGCCACCCAGAAGUAUAUUUAGCCAACCCCCUGCACCAUCGGUUCACAAAAUCAGAGACCGACUGGGGGUUUCUGCUGUUGAUUGAUCUGAGAGCUCUCACCACCCCUCAACCCCGCUAUGGUCUGGAGACGAUCCCGUUACUCGAUACCGAGGGCACCAAUGGCAUUGAUAUCAUCGCAUACGUGCGGGUGUUUGACGACACCGCCACCGGCGUGCUUUGGCAUAACUUGAUGGACUACGACUCGAAACAGGCCACCGGCUACAUCGGGCUCAACAACCAAGGCGCCACGUGCUACCUCAACUCAUUGUUACAGCUGUACUUCACCACCCUGAUCUUUCGCAAGUUGGUUUAUCAGAUCCCCACUGACGGCCAAGGUGGCGUGCCCCGUGCAUUACAGCGGAUGUUCUACAUGAUGACGACGCUGCCGCUGCCGAUAUCUACCAUGGAGCUCACCAAGCUGUUUGGUUGGGACUCGCUGGACGCAUUCAUGCAACACGACAUCCAGGAACUCAACCGGAUCUUGAUGGAUAAAUUGGAAACGGCGAUGAAGGGAUCGCUGAUCGAGGGCGAACUCAACCUGAUUUUCGUUGGCAAAAUGAAGCUGUAUAUCAAGUGUAUUAACGUCCCUUACGAGCUGCUGCGGAUUGAGGACUUUUGGGACAUUCAGCUCAACGUCGAAGGCUUACCCAACUUGGAGUCACUGUUCAAAAACUACGUCGAAAUCGAAAUGUUGGAGGGGGAAAACAAAUACCAAGCGAACGAAGAGUAUGGCUACCAGGACGCAAAGAAGGGGGUGGUGUUCGAACAGUUCCCCCCGGUGCUCCACUUACAGCUCAAACGGUUCAAAUACGACUUUGUCGUUGACGACUUGGUGAAAAUUGAUGACUUUUAUGAAUUCCCUGAUACCAUUGACUUAGCUCCCUACAUCGACGAGGAACUGCCCAACAAAAAUGAAAACUGGACGUACAAGUUGCACGGUGUCCUUGUGCAUCAAGGCCUGAUUCUGAAUGGCCACUACUACGCUAUGAUCAAGCCCAACGCUGACGGGGGCUGGCUUAAGUUCGAUGACGACAAGGUGACGAAGGCGACCACGCAUCAAGUGUUUGACGAGAACUUCGGGGCUCCGGAGCCUACCCCUCAACAAAUGGCUCGUAUGUCUCGUGCUGAACUGCAAGAAUACUACAUCAAACGGGUUACGCUGGCGUAUAUGUUGGUUUAUUACCGGGAACAAGACCUCCCCACGAUCUUACCCGCGGCUUCAGAAGUGACUAUCCCCGAGGAAAUCCCCGCUCAGAUCGACGCCGAACUCAAGGCUAGAGAGCAAGCGGAACAGUUGAGACAGGAGGAAAUGUACUACAUGCCUGUUCGCUACAUCACCCUGAACCAGAUGGCUGCCCAUACUGGGUUUGACUUAGCGUUGGACGAAACCAAUCCUAAGCUCUAUGACCAACGCCUUGCGGGUACGGCGGCUGACCCUAUCACCGUGAAGACUCGUAAAGAUGCCGAAUUGAGUCAAUGUGUCAAAACUGUCGCUGCGGAUUUGCAAAACCCUGACAACCAAUUCCGGUUGGUACCCAUGAUGCAUCGGUGUAAUCACACCAACAGAGCCGACCGUCCAUUUGAAGACGGCAUGUUGCUGUGGCUGGUGGCUAAAGUGUACAAUCACGUUUACAUCAAGAAGUACGACCACAUGGUGGUGUUUGUUGAGGAGGCAGCUAAGGAGUUGCACAACGUUGCCGAAACCGCACCGGAGGCGUGGCAAAGCCCGGAGAAGUUCUCCUGGGAGCAACCUCUCAAGCUUAUCGAAUCAGCCUCGGAUGCCGACGCCGAACUCGUGGAUAUUCAGGAAAACGGUACUCACAAGCUCAUUUUCAUCAAGUACUUUGACCCCAUUUCCCAAGAGGUUCGCGGUAUCACCCACGCCACCGUGCUUCGUGACGACACCAUCCAGCUGCUCAUUCCUGAAGUUAAUGCCAUUCUUGGGUUUGACCCCAGCACUGAACUCGUGGCCUACGAAGAACUCUCGCCGCUGAAGAUUGAACCAUUGGACGUUGAGGCCAGUUUCAGCAAGCUUGACUUAGACAAUGGCGACAUUGUCACCUUUGAGCCUGCUAAUGCUCCCACUGUCGCCACCGGUCCGUACAAACUGGCGCGAGACUACUAUACAUUCAUGUUCACGCGGAUGCACAUCAUGGUUUCUCCGUGGAACGGCGAUGAAGACUCUGACGUGGAGCCAUUUGACCUUUGGAUUCUGACCCUCGACACCUACGCUCAAGUGGCGGCCCAGGUGGCUGCCCAGCUCGAAGCCCAGGGCGAAAAAGUCGAUCCGAAGUACCUUCGCCUUUACGUACGCCUUCCUCUGGCUCAAGGCCUGCAAGUGUACACGUUGAGAAGUCUGCACGUGUUGUCGCAAGUGUUCAGUCGCCAGAUGCCUGUGAACCUGACCCUCGCCUUUGAAUAUGAGGUGCUUCCAGUCCCGCUCGUUGACUAUGAAAACUUGCGUCGCCUCGAAGUGGUGUGGGUGCUGAACUUCCUGCACUCUCAACCCCUCGAGGUGUUGGCACUGAGACUGGCUACUGUGGGGGAGAUUGUCAAUGAAAAAGUCAUCCCUCAGCUUAACAAUGGCGAACCCGUUGAUAUUUCCAACCUCUUGGUAUGGGUUGGAAAUGACAACCGCUUUAGCGAAUUUUUGAAGCCCCUGAGCUCGCUUGAGCUGAUCCAGGAAGGGGCUGACACCAUCUACAUGGGGAUUUUCCCAGUGGAAGUGUACUGCUUAGCCGCAAACGACAUGUACAAGCGGUUUGCGCCCACGGAUUCCGAGUUGGUGAAGCCUACGGAAGCACUGGGCGACGGCGAGGUCGACGCGGUGAACGCCGAAUUGGAGGUAGCGGAAAAGCAUAUCAAUCAAGUCAACAUUUUGCCGCUUUACCAUUUCCAAAAGUCGUUGAACUACCGUCAUGGCAUACCCUUCAUUUUCCCCAUCUACCCGGAUGAGACUUUUGCCGACAUUAAGGCAAGACUUCAACUGCGGUUGGGCAUGGGCCAACAAGCGUUCUCAAAGGUGAAGGUGGCUCUCACGGAGGGGACGAGAGGGCUGUACUUGGAGGACGACGACGCUGUGGUAUACGACCAACUCAAGAAAAUCGCCGAGACCCAUGACGCCCUGAUUGCGCUAGACCACCCCGACCGGCUGACGCGUAAGCCCAAUGUGUUUGACCGCGGUAUUACCAUAAAGUAA
Molecule: messenger RNA, 3624 nt
Organism: Diutina rugosa
Lineage: Eukaryota; Fungi; Ascomycota; Pichiomycetes; Serinales; Debaryomycetaceae
Product: ubiquitin-specific protease
Exons: 1
Coding region: 1-3624 (1207 amino acids)
Biological process (GO): protein deubiquitination; regulation of protein stability
Cellular component (GO): nucleus; cytosol
Molecular function (GO): cysteine-type endopeptidase activity; cysteine-type deubiquitinase activity; protein binding
Source: RefSeq, a predicted model, not a curated record